Effrenium voratum is the source of this 885-nucleotide messenger RNA. The record is from the annotation of a GenBank genome assembly. Lineage: Eukaryota; Dinophyceae; Suessiales; Symbiodiniaceae.
AUGUUCCGCUGGCUGCUCCUUCCUGCGGCACUGGCACUGAAGCCUGAGCCAGUGCCGCAGCCGGCGCCGGUGCCGCAGCCUACCCCGGACCAUGAGGAGGACUUGAGACUCUCCCCCCUCACCGACCUCACCAAGCCAGACCUGUGGUAUAUCUUCCUUCAGGCCGAUGGCGAUGAGAACGGCAAGCUGAGCAAACUAGAGUUCUUCAAUUUUUGCGCGCACUACCGGGAGGAGAUUGAGCGCAGCCAGCACGAAAAGUUGCAGCCAGAUGUGGACCUGGACAAGGACGGAGCCCUGAGCUUCGCGGAGCUCGAGAAGCAUUUAGAGACGUGGGAGAUUGAGGGCUACCCGCAAGAGCUCGAGAGGGUCCGAGAACUCGAGAAGGCAAAGUUCAAGGUCGCAGACGCUGACAACAACGGCAAGCUGGAGGGCGAGGAGCUCAUCAACAUGUACGGCCAUGGAAUCAAUGAAAAGGUCUUGGAGGUUGAGGCAAAGGAUGCUCUGAAGAGUAAGGACCUGGACAAGGAUGGGAAGCUGAAUCUGAAGGAGUUCUUCUACGAUUACCUGAGACCAGAAGAGGAUGAUGAUCACGAUGAGGACCCCCGGGAUAAGAACGUCACCUUCACCAACCUCGAUGGCAAUGGCGACGGGCUCAUAGACCUGCAGGAGCUGAUGAUUUGGGAGGGCGGCUUCUACUUCAUGGAGGAGGCAGUUGACAAGAUUCUCCUGCUGGCGGACAAGGACGGCGACCACCAGGCGACCUUUCAGGAGCUGGCAGAUGCAUGGCAUGACAUUGAGGAGACAGGCGCCCAGCUGCCGCUGAGGGGCAUCAUCAUCCGGGCAUUGGGCGAGCACGAGGGCGAAGGCCGCGCAUCAGAGCUGUGA